Molecule: messenger RNA, 1061 nt
Organism: Sardina pilchardus (European sardine)
Lineage: Eukaryota; Metazoa; Chordata; Actinopteri; Clupeiformes; Clupeidae
Product: arrestin domain-containing protein 3-like
Exons: 7
Coding region: 1-936 (311 amino acids)
Biological process (GO): protein transport
Cellular component (GO): cytoplasm; plasma membrane
Source: RefSeq, a predicted model, not a curated record
AUGUCGCAGACUGUCAAAAAGUUUUCAGUUACCUACGAUGCCAUAAAUGACAGCAACACCUUUACCAACGGCGAUAUAAACUGCUGCAAAAUGCUCUGUGAUCACACAUAUGUAGUUCUGUUGAAAACUGAAGAAGGGCAGCCCUACUGCCAUGUAAUUGCCCCUGGGACUCAUGUUUAUCCAUUCACAUUUCAGUUUCCCCCAACGAUUUUCCCAGCCUCUAUUAAAGUGUUGCAUGGAUAUGUUCAGUACUUCUUGGAGGCUAAAUUGAGCAGGUCAAUGAAAAUCCCAAACAAAGCAGCAACAGAAUUACGCUACAUGCCAAAGCCGGACUUGACCAUUCCAGGUCUCAUGACCCCACAACAUGGCAUGACUGACAAAAAGAUGAAACUCUUCACCUCUGGGAAUGUUUCAUUCAGUAUGCAAACAGAGAGAAUGGGCUACUAUUUGGGAGAAAACAUUAAGAUUAUUUUAGAGGUUCAGAACAGCUCGUCUCGUACCCUCAAAACCAAGUACAGUCUCAACGAGAAGCUCACCUACCAUGCAAUGGGCAGAAGGGAUGUAGGCUUCCAUGUAAUACAGAAAGAAGAAGGAGAGCCCAUUCCGCCUUCCACAAAACAAACCCUCACCAAAGUCCUCACCAUCCCACCAAGCGCCAACGUAUCCAUCUUUAACUGUAAGGUCCUGAAAGUUGAGCACCACCUCAAGGUCUAUCUUGACGUACCAUAUGCCACUGACCCAGAGAUUGUGGUUCCAAUUGUCAUUCUGCCGAUUCUCCCAACCAGGGACCUGUCAGCUCCUCCACAGCCCAAUACUGGGUUUGAGGGUUAUUCCAACCCUGGCCAAGCAGGAUGGGGCAACACUCCCUACACUGCUCCUCCACCUGCUUAUGAGUCCUAUGGGGCUUAUCCCCCAUAUCCCCCAUAUCCGAACUGACUGAAGAUGACACUUGGCAUUGUGAAUGUGUCCAUAAUUAGUUACCCUAUGUAUUUUCUUCCAUUUCAUGGAUUGAUGAAGGUUGUACAUUUUCACACGACUAACUAAAGCUAUAUACCACUCCU